ACUGUUCCCCCGGACUAACUCUGAGACCCGAAACCUUCAGACGUCCUGCUGUUAUCACCAUGACUUUCGAGGAGGUUCCGAUCCAGAAGCCCACUGAGCGCGCACAGUGCGCCGGCAAAGCGCUGGAAGAGGUUCUGGAGACCGCCAAAGACAACGAGUCCCUCACCGUCGGUGUGUACGAGAGCGCCAAAGUGAUGAACCUAGACCCGGACAGCGUGGCGUUCUGCGUGCUGGCCAUGGACGAGCAGUUCCAGUGUGACAUCGCUCUGCAGAUCCACUUCACUCUCAUCCAGUCCUUCUGCUUCGACAACGACAUCAGCAUCGUCAGAGUGAGCGACAUGCAGCGUCUGGCUGACAUCGUGGGAGACAAGGCGGAGGAGCUGGAAGACGCUCACUGCGUCCUCAUCACGAACCCCGCCGACGGCUCCUGGGAGGACCCGGCUCUGGAGAAGCUGCACCUGUUCUGCGAGGAGAGCCGGCGCCUGAACGACUGGCUCCCGGAGAUCAGCCUCCCCGAGCGCUGAUCCGGUCCGGGCUGCUCUGAUGCUGCAAGGCUUCUAUGUGGAAAUAGUCAUCCUGUGAGCAGGAUGAGCGCGUUUCUGCUCAUCCCUGGACGCUCCUGAGGAGGAUCCCCGUCCAGGCAGCACGGCGCCGGCCCCCCCCGGGGGGCCCCCGUGACCCCGUCGCCUCUCGUCCCGUCCAUGCCAAGAUGACUCUCAUUCUUUCUGUGAACGAGGUCGGGCAUGCCACGAGAGCGACACAUCGACCCUCAUUCUUUGUGCGGAUGAGGUUUGGAGAGGAAGGAGAAGCGAGGUCAAAGGUCGCACGGUGACGCACGCGCAGCAGGAGAAGAAGCGGUGCUGAGGAGGAGGCCUGCUGAAAAAGGGACUUUUUCCAGAGGCUCUCUUCACCGAGCAACAACACACCAGUUGCUGAAAUGUUUCCCACUUUCCAAUGUGUCCUAAUUCUCUAAAGGUUUCACUUUAGAAACUUCUUGACAAAGAUUCGCUACAAGGUGACAAACGUUCGGACUCUAAAGGUUUCACUUCAGAGGAAGACUGAGAAGAUGUUGAAAUUAGUUUGAAAAUAACUUUUGAUGAAAAAGUAAAAAAAAAUAAUAAUAAUAAUUUGUUUUUGAACUUGUUGGAAAAAUGCUGGAAACAAACUUUAAAUUGUAGAAUUAGAAAUGUAAAGAAUAAAAAAGACAUUUAAUAAAGUCUAAACAAAGAUUA
Oryzias melastigma (Indian medaka) is the source of this 1232-nucleotide messenger RNA. It is a transcript of the gene gadd45gb.1, whose product is annotated as growth arrest and DNA-damage-inducible, gamma b, tandem duplicate 1. The record is from RefSeq and is a predicted model, not a curated record. The transcript is spliced from 3 exons. NCBI's taxonomy places the organism in Eukaryota, Metazoa, Chordata, Actinopteri, Beloniformes, Adrianichthyidae. Gene Ontology annotation, biological process: regulation of cell cycle. Bases 60 to 524 code for a protein of 154 amino acids. Gene Ontology annotation, cellular component: cytoplasm; nucleus.